Micropterus salmoides (largemouth bass) is the source of this 1315-nucleotide messenger RNA. Its product is annotated as kielin/chordin-like protein. The annotation marks the transcript as partial. The record is from RefSeq and is a predicted model, not a curated record. The transcript is spliced from 3 exons. Lineage: Eukaryota; Metazoa; Chordata; Actinopteri; Centrarchiformes; Centrarchidae.
GCUGAUUACCAAAACGGGUCUUCGGGAAUCAACACCACUGAGCAGUGGGUUUUUUUCCCUGACAAAAUGAGGGAAUACAGGGGAAAAAAAGACUUCACCCACAGCUAUCCUUCUGGGACUGGAAACUAAACGAGACAGAGAGGAGAACCAGAGGUGACCUCACACGCUCACCUGAACUUUCUCUCUCUCUCUAUCUCUCUCUGGCAAAAAAAAAACAGGUAUCUUUAGCAAGGAUAGUGAUCUCUCUCUUUCUCUCUCUCUUUCUCUCUCUCUCUCUCUGGCAAGUAACAUCUUGAGCAAGGAUAGUGAGAUAGUGACAGUCAUCAACCCUCUCACAAUUAUCCGCCUUUGUGAUCACGGAGUGAAAGUUUGUUACAGAUAUGGCCCCAGGGGGGAAUGUAAGUGUGUGACUGCAGAGAAAGCGACGCCCUGCCUGCAUCAAGAUGUUUCACGUUUCUCCUGCGCGCUCUUUGAAAAGGUCUGCUCGGAAGAGAAACAGGGAAGUCUUUAACGUAUAGUCCCAGGUCCAUGUUUAAAAGUACGAUGAAUAAAAUAAUUUUGCGUAAGGAUUUUUAAUCCAGGGGUUUCCAUUUUUGCGUCUGGAGAAUGGAGAGCAGCAAACUGAGGACGCUCAUGCUGCUGGAGAUACAUUUGCUAUGGGUCUUUGCCCUUUCUGUGCAGGGGCACUCAAGUCCAAAUCGCGAGAAUGUGAUUGACCUUCUGGCCGCUCUAAACAUGUCCCACCACAUAAGCAGCAUGGCCAGACUGCAGAGUCCUGGCGGUGUGACAUACAAACUACGUCCAAGAACACCAUACCUGACUCUUCCUCGUGAAUAUUCCCACUUCCUUUACACCAAUGUUCAGGGUAGCAUGGGGGUCCAUGUGGUGGGGCAUCAGACAUCAGGCUCCACUGCCACUCUUCUUUCUCUCUCCUCUGCGUCCUCACCCAUUCUUCAAAUCAUCUCCUCCACCCUCAAUAACACUCUGCGUUUGGACUACCAGGCUGGAGGAGGACCUCAAGGCCUUUCCAGCUUUCUCUUCCCCGGGAAAAACCCCUUCUCCAGAGUGGAGGGGGUACAGUUGGCUGUGAGCCUGGAGACUGAUAGACUGACAUUUUUUGUUGACUGUCAAGAAGCUGUGGUUCUACUGACAAAAAGGGAAGAGAGAAUCAACCUGGAACUGCCUCAAGAUGUUGUUGUCACUCUUGCCAGCACACCAGGAAAGAAAGACAGCAAAUUUAGUGGAUAUUUGAAGAUGGCUGAGAUUUCAAUGAAAGCAUAUCUAAGGCGACCAUGGCUCUGUGACAAUGUUACAG